This is a messenger RNA of Lutzomyia longipalpis, 3302 nucleotides long. It is a transcript of the gene mms4, whose product is annotated as crossover junction endonuclease EME1. The record is from RefSeq and is a predicted model, not a curated record. The transcript has 4 exons. Gene Ontology annotation, molecular function: DNA binding; nuclease activity. Gene Ontology annotation, biological process: replication fork processing; resolution of meiotic recombination intermediates; double-strand break repair. Gene Ontology annotation, cellular component: nucleus; Holliday junction resolvase complex. NCBI's taxonomy places the organism in Eukaryota, Metazoa, Arthropoda, Insecta, Diptera, Psychodidae. The coding region runs from base 111 to 1016 and encodes 301 amino acids.
GAACUACAGCGCCAUCUACGCCGGAAUUCUCCCUCCUUCGCUAUCUUUCGUAGUUCCUUGAAAAAUCCUUUAAAAAUUCCUCUCCUGGACAUUCUGGGAGACUCCAGAAGAUGUCAGAGAAUCCCUCAGGUUCCAGUAGAACCCUGAAGCAACUAAAUCGCGAAAGACAGAACUUUUUUAAGCCUGGAGAAUGCCACAAAUACAUCACCAUUGAGAUUGAUCCGGGAAUCCUGGGUGACGCCUGUGGGUCACAGCUUAUGCAGGAACUCUCCCAGGCGGAUUUUCGUUGUGAAAUGAAGCAGCAAAUCGUUCCAAUGAUCAUCACUUGGACGCGAAGGAUCCCACAGGAAGAGCCAGAAGCUGAGAAUUUCCUCCUGUACAUCAUGCAGGGGCAGGAUAUGCUCGACAGUAUCAAAGGGAAGGAGUUCAUGGGACGCAUUGAGAGCCUUCGAGGGUUAUUUCCCACUCAGAGCGUUGUUCUCAUGAUUUAUGGCCUCAAAGAUUGCUUCCGGAAGAGUACUCGGGAUGUGUCGAGAUUUGACAUUGAGAUGGUUCUCGUGGAAGCCCAAAUCCUGCACAAUUGCAACCAUCGCUUGUUGGAGAGUCCCGCAGAUUUGGCUGCAACUGUCAUUCAAUUCUGCAAAAGUAUCGCUGAAGGACCUUUCAAGAAGGGGGAGAUUGAGAAAGCCCUCACGGAGGAUUGCUACUUCAGCAAUAACAGCAAAGACAACGUAAAGAUUCAGAAUGGAGUUGGAUACUCACGUCUGUGGCAGGAACAUCUCAUUAAAUUCCCUCAUGUCACUCUGGAAGUAGCCCAGGCCAUCUCCACAGAGUACCCAAUGCCUCAUCUCCUGAUGGAUGCUUUGCAAACUUCUGCAGACCCAGAAAAUCUCCUCACAAACAUCCCUGUACGCAGAUCCGGAGGACCCCUAGCUACCCAAAGGAAAGUAGGACAGGAACUCAGCAAGAAAAUCCACAAAUUGUACACAACAGAGAAUCCAGAAGAGAUUUUAUAAUGAAUUUUUAUUAAUAAACUUUUUUUACAAGAAUAAAUCUCAACGAAAGAUUUUAUUGAGACGCUUAUCGGCAUUCCUGGCCUUCUGCCCACGACUACGGAACUUUGAGGCAUAGUCGUGCCUCUCUGUCUUCUCCGGACGUGAUCCUCCUUGGAAUUUGCUAAAAUCCACCGAAGUAUAGUCAAAUUCCGCUAAUUUUGCUUCCUGCUGCAUCUUUUUCAGUUUUUUCCGCUUAUUCCUGCUCAUUUUGGGUGUUUCCGGACUGGUGGACGCUGCCGGGGGCUCUGGCGCCUCUCUAUGUGCCUCCUUACGGGGAAUUUUACCAGCUGGCUCACCCCCACUCCCCUCGGAUUUGCGUUUCCCGGAUUCAGUUUUAAUUUCAGGCGAAGCCACAAUUUCCGGAAGAACUUCCGAAGCUUCUGGACAGAGUCUUCGUUUCUGCUUCUGUGCCUCCUCCAAUUGCUGCGCUUUGCGCCUCUCCUCCUCUGCAAUGGGUAUCACAGCUCGGUACCGCUGAUAUGGGCUAACAAAGGGAAUCUUUGGGAGAUUCUUCUUGGGAUGCUUCUCCUCGAAAAUUGAGACUUUUGCAUGAAGCUUCCGCAUGUCCGGAAGUGCUGGGACGUUCGGGGGUUCCACCGUGUCAAGAAGUGUGGGAAGAUUGUCCUGAAUUUCGCGUGGGAGAUCAUGUGGACAGUACAGGAAGCUAUUGAUAUCAAUGGUAGUUCCGGGAGCCAUUCGUGGUGCCUCCUCAGCUAGAAUAACCUUCUCCAGGGGCUGUUCACGUGCCUUGAGGAUUAUUUUGUGAAUGUGCAGGAGAUGCUGACGCACCAGCGGUGGCACAGGGUUGCAGCAUGCCAGGAUUCCCUGCAUCUCACGCGGGAGGACUUCAGCAAUGUGGAAGAGCAUGUGAUUGGGCAGGACGUAGGCACAACUCUCAUCCUCCUCCCGGGCAAUCCCAUCGCGCCAAUUGAAGAUCUCCCGGAAGGCAAAAAGCUGACGAUUGUCAAAGUUCUUCUUGGACUUCCUGUACAGCUCCAUGUGGGAAUCAAGCGUGAGUCGUGGCUUCACGUAGCGCUUCCGGCAGAUCUCCGUGCUCUGCUGAUAGACACUCCGGAGCCAAUUUGGCUGGUAGUUGGCCUUCCGGAGAAGCUCAUUCCGCAGCAUAUCGUACACGUAGAGAAGGUAGUGUGUGUCCCGCCGCGCGUAGGCCACGAGUUCUUCCGGAAGUGGCCGGAUUCGCCAAUCUGCCAGCUGGAACGUCUUGUCCGCCUCAAUGUGGCAGUAGUGCUUGAGGAGGUAGGCCAGGGAAGCCCUGGCAAAGCUCAGCUUCCUCGCAGCUUGAUGCGUAUCAAACAUAUUCACCACAUACAGCGAGAGAUCCUUCUGUAGCCACUCAAUGUCACAAUCCGCCCCGUGGAAAACCUUCACAAUGCCAGGAUUCGUGAAAACUUCAUUGAGCACAUGCAGAUCCUCCCUCAAGGUCAAUGUGUCCAGAAUAUAAUCCUUGUCACGCGUUGACAGCUGCAUGAGACAUGUGAAGCCCUGGAAGCUGCGAUAGGAAUGAUGUUCAAGAUCAACAGCAAUCUCCUUGACUUUCCCCAACUCCUGCACCACUUCCGGAAGCUUCUCAGGGCUGUCAAUGAACACAAGGGGAGUUUCUUCCACAUCCUUUGGCGGCUUCUUCGGCGCAACCUUCCCCAAUUGCUCUUCCGGAACUUCAAAUCGACCCAAUUCCACCUCAUACGGAUGCAGGUACGACUCAAUCAUCCCAUCAUCCCCAUAUUCCGCCAGAAUGGCCAGAGGUUUCAAACUGUUCGGCUUGUAUUUGAUCCUCGGCUCAAAUGGGGUGCUAUUGCGAUUAUCCACCGGAACCCGGAAGUUCACCUGAGGCCGCAGGAUGUUCUUUGCCGUCAGCAACUUUGCCUCCCCCAUACUGUUCCUCCCACUUGAAUGUCGCCUCUUCUCUUGCGGACUCAGAGCCACUUCAGCAAGAACCAUCUCCGGAGCCUUCUUCAACCCCGCCAUUUCAUCCAAAUUCGAAUUUAUCCUCUCGAGCAUUGAGUCAUUGCACUCCAGCACCAAAUCCAUCCGCUCAUCAUCAUCCCUUCGUUGGAUAUUCCCCCGGAUGUUCUGAUGCUUGAGAAUCUUCCCAACAAUGUCGAGAAUUUUAUCAGAUUCCCCAUUGACGAUGCGAAUAAACGACGGUUGGGCACAAUAGAGAUCCCUCGAAGCACCCGCAGGAAGUGCCAAGGAAGCCUUUGUGGCGCUAAUAAUCUUUCCAAGGCC